CUGGGAGCUCGGGGGGGGUCCCCGUGUCCCGCGGCGUGACCGGAAACCUCCUCCCUUCCCGUCCGCCGGGGCAGCGGCGCGGCGGGGGUGGUGGCAUCGCCCGUGUCCCCGCAGAUGCUGUGACAGCCAUGUCGGACGAGAAGCCCCCGCAGCUCGUGGAUUACUUCGUGGUGGCCGGGCUGGCGGAGGCGUCGCGGGCGCUGGAGGAGGAGCAGCAGCCGCGGCCGGCGCGGCCCGGGGAGCCCAUCACGGACGUGGCCGUGAUCAUCCGCUCGCAGGGCGAGGAGGUGCCCCAGGGCUUCACCUGCAUCGAGACCAGCACGUCGGGCCACCCCGUGGACCUCAACGCGGGGCUGCUCAACAACCCCCAGAUGUUCCUGUGCUACAAACGCGGGCGGGACAAACCCCCCCUGAUCGAGCUGGGGGUGCACUAUGAGGGCAAGGACCGCCCCAAGCCAGGCUACCAGAUCCUGGACACGACCCCCUACAGCCGCUCGGCCAACCUGGCCUCGGGCUCCCCGGGCCACCAGCGCACCUUCCUGACGUUCCGGCGCGCGGCCGAGCCCCCCGGCCACCACACGCUGGGCGUCACCGACAUCUGCCUGGUGAUGCCCAGCAAGGGCGAGAGCACCCCCCACACCUUCUGCCGCGUGGACAAGAACCUCAACACCAGCAUGUGGGGCCCUGCGUUGUUCCUGUGCUACAAGAUCGCCGUGGCCAAGGACAACACGCUGGUCUACGAGGCAGGGCUGCUGAGCCGCUACCCCGAGCAGGACAGUGAGUCCUUCCCGCUGCCCGAGUCGGUGCCCGUGUUCUGCCUGCCCAUGGGGGCCACCAUCGAGAGCUGGCCCGUGGGCACCAAGUACCCCCUGCCCGUCUUCUCCACCUUCGUCCUCACCGGCGCCUCGGGGGACAAGGUGUACGGCGCCGCCAUCCAGUUCCACGAGGCGUUCCCUCGGGAGCGGCUGUCGGAGGCGCAGGCGCUGCGCCUGGGGCUGCUCAGCGUGGUGGACCGGCGGCCGGUGCCCGGGCGCUCCCUGCACACCCGCAAGAGCAUCUGCGUGCUGUCCCACUGGCCCUUCUUCGACGUCUUCCGCAAGUUCCUCAUGUUCAUCUACCGCUACUCCAUCUCGGGCCCCCACGUGCUGCCCCUGGAGACGCACAUCUCCCACUUCAUGCACAACGUGCCCUUCCCGUCCCCGCAGCGCCCGCGGAUCCUGGUCCAGAUGUCCCCGUAUGACAGCCUGCUGCUGUGCCGGCCGGUGUCCUCCCCGCUGCCCCUCAGCGGGGCCAGUUUCCUGACGCUGCUGCAGAACCUGGGCCCCGACAACGCGGUGGCACUGCUGGUGGCCGUCCUCACCGAGCAGAAGCUGCUCAUCCACUCCCUGCGCCCCGACGUCCUGACCAGCGUGGGCGAAGCCCUGGUGGCGAUGAUCUUCCCCCUGCGCUGGCAGUGCCCCUACAUCCCGCUGUGCCCGCUGGCGCUGGCUGACGUGCUGUGUGCCCCCGUGCCCUUCAUUGUAGGCAUCCACUCCAGCUACUUCGACCUCUACGAGCCCCCCCGCGACGUCAUCUUCGUCGACCUGGACACCAACACCAUUUUCCAGAGCGAGGAGCGGAAGCUGCUGUCGCCCCGCGCGCUGCCCCGCCGGCCCUGCAAGGUGCUGCUGGCCUCGCUGCACAGCCUGUCCCAGCAGCUGGAUGAGUUGCUGAGCGCGCCGGGCGAGGAGGAGCCCCCGGAGCUGGUGCUGAGCGACGCGGAGGCGGCGGGCGCGCGGCGGGCGCAGCUGGAGCUGGAGGCGCGGGCGGCCUUCCUGCGCUUCAUGGCCUGCGCCCUGCGCGGCUACCGCUCCUUCCUGCGCCCCAUCGCGCCCGCGCCCGCCCCGGCCGGCCGCGACGCCGGCAGCCUCUUCGCGCUCCAGGGGUUCCUGCGCUCCCGGGAGCGGGCCUACCAGCGUUUCUACGGGCAGCUGCUGCGCACGCAGCUCUUCACGCAGUUCAUCGAGGACUGCUCCUUCGCCAGCGACCGCGAGCCCUGCCUCGAGUUCUUCGACACCUGCGUCGACAAGGUGCAGGUGGACCUGGAGAAGCCCGAGGACACGCCCCUGAUGGAACUGGACGACCCCCGUGGGGGGGAGCACACGGUGUUCAUCACCCCCCCGGAGCAGCCGGCGGGGCCGGACGGGGCCGAGCCCCCCGCGCGCUACAGGUAUGACGGGUUCCCCACGCUGCGCCCGGAGCUGCUGGAGCCCCCCCGAGACCCUCUGGUGGCGCAGCUGUGCCAGGCCAGGAGCAGCGCCCCGAGCAGCCCCGCGCCGCGCCGCACCAAGCAGGAGAUGAAGGUGGCCCAGCGGGUGGCCCAGAAGUCGUCGGCGGUGCCAGAGCUGUGGGCACGGUGCCUGCUGGGGCACUGCUACGGCCUCUGGUUCCUGUACCUGCCCACGCACGUGCGCGCCGCCCCCGCCAAGCUCCGCGCGCUGCAGCUGGCCUACGACGUCCUGCGCAAGAUGGAGCAGCACAAGGUGGUGCUGCCCGACGAGGUGUGCUACCGCAUCCUGAUGCAGCUCUGCGGGCAGUACGGCGAGCCCGUGCUGUCGGUGCGCGUCCUGCUGGAGAUGAAACGCGCCGGCAUCGUCCCCAACACCGUCACCUACGGCUACUACAACAAGGCGGUGCUGGAGAGCAAGUGGCCGGCGGGGACGCAGGGGGGGCGGCUGCGCUGGGCCAAGCUGCGGAAUGUGGUGCUGGGGGCGGCGCAGUUCCGGCAGCCCCUGCGGCAGCGGCAGCGCCAGAGCGCCGCCGGAGACCCCCCGGGUGACCGAGCCCCGCCCGCCUCGCGCCCCCCCCUGCAGCGCCAGACCACCUGGGCGGGUCGGAGCCUUCGGGACCCGCUCCCGGCCCCGCGGCUCGUCAAGAGCGGCAGCCUCAGUUUCCCCGGCCCCGCCCGGCCCGAGGGGGCGGCCCGGGAGAGGCCGGGGGAGCCCCCGCUGCUCCCCGCGACCCCCACCCCGCCGCCGCCCCCCCGCCCGCGGGCCCCCCCCGGUUCGGCCGACGGGAGCCUCUCGGACAUCGCCACCGACGACAGCGGCGGGGACGAGGGGCCCGGAGGGGGGUCCGGGGGGGGUCCCGGAGGGGGUCCCGGGGGGGGUCCCGGGGCGGCGACCCCGCGCCGGGGGCUGGCAGCCAAGCUGCAGCAGCUGCUGUCGCCCGGCAAGCGGCCCCCCCCGCGCCCCUCGGAGCCCCCCCGGGAGCCCGGGGCACGCCGGGGGUCGGAGCAGCGGGAUGGGGACCCCUCCUCACGGCGCAGCCCCGCCGAGACCCUGCUGCGGCCCCGGGAGCGGCCCGAGUCCACGGCGUCCGAGAGCUCCGUGUCCCUGGGCAGCGAACUGGACCUGUCCGAUGCCUCGGGGGGCAGCAGCGGGGCCCCCAGACCCACGGAGCCCUGCACGGAAGGGGCAGCGGGGACGGAGCCCCCCGCCCUGGAGGUGCUGCUGUCCAGCUGCUCGCGCUGCCCGGGCUGUGCCGGGCUCGUGUUCGACGAGGAGCUGAUGGCGGGCUGGACCUCGGACGACUCCAACCUCAACACCUCGUGCCCCUUCUGCUCCCGCUCCUUCGUGCCCUUCCUGAGCAUCGAGAUCCGCGACUUCCGGCGGCCCCCCAGCCCCCCCGGGGCCGGCCCGGUGCCCCCCUCCCCGCAGGGGCCGGUGCUCAGCGACCGCCGGCGCUGCCUGGAGCUGGACGAGACCCCCGAGACCCCCGAGACCCCCGAGCUGUGCAACGGCUGCGCCGAGACCCCGCCCCCGGGGCGCUGGGAGCGCGUGGCCUUCGCCUACCUGAGCCCGCUGGUGCUGCGCAAGGAGCUGGAGAGCCUGGUGGAGAACGAGGGCGGGGAGCUGCUGGCGCGGCCCGAGCUGGUGGACAGCCACCCCAUCAUCUACUGGAACCUCGUGUGGUACUUCCAGCGCCUGGCCCUGCCCAGCCAGCUGCCCCUGCUGCUGCUGGGCUCCCAGCACGCCCCCCGAGACCCCCAGCCCCCCGAGGCCUCCCGGGUGCGUGUGAGGCUCCUGUGGGAUGUGCUGAGCCCCGACCCCGAGAGCGGCCCCCCACUCUACGUGCUCUGGAGGCUGCACAGUAACAUCCCCCCCCGGCUGCACCCCUGGGGCCCCCCAGCCCCCUCGUUCUCGCUGACCUUCCUGGAGGCCCUGCUGAGCCACGUGGGGCUCAACGAGGUGCACAAAGCCAUCGGGCUCUUCCUGGAGACCCUCGCGGCCCCCGGAGCCCCCCGAACCCUGCACAGGAGCAUCUACCGGGAGCUGCUGUUCCUGACGCUGGCGGCGCUGGGCCGGGAGCACACCGACAUCGCCGCCUUUGACCGCCGGUACCGCUCGGCGCUGGGCAAGCUGGGCGGGGCGCUGGGCCGGGACGAGCUGCGGCGGCGGCGGGCGCAGCCCCCCAGCGCCAGAGCCUCCGAGUGCCGCCGCACCUUCGGGGCGCCCCCCGAGUGCUGAACCCCCCCCGGGAACCCCCCAGGAUGAGAUGGGAACGACCCCCAAAGAGCUGGGGGAGGUCGAGGUGGGGAAGGGACCCCCAGGAUCCCCCUCAGAUGCUCCAGGGUGGGGAAGGGACCCCCCCCUCAAAUGCUCCAGGAGGGACAAGGGACCCCCAGGAUCCUCCUCAAAUGCUCCAAGGUGGGGAAAGUACCCCCAGGACCCCCCCUCAAAUGGUCUAGGAUGGGGAAAAGACCUCCAGGACCCUCCUCAAAUGCUCCAGGAGGGACAAGGGACCCCCCAGGACCUCCCUCAAAGGCUCCAGAGUGGGGAAGGGACCCCCAGGACCCCCCUCAGAUGCUCUAGGAUGGGGAAUAGACUCCCAGGACCCCCCUCAGAUGCUCUAGGAUGGGGAAAAGACCCCCAGGACCCCCCCUCAAAUGGUCUAGGAUGGGGAAAAGACCUCCAGGACCCCCCUCAGAUGCUCUAGGAUGGGGAAAAGACCUCCAGGACCCCCCUCAGAUGCUCCAGGAGGGACAAGGGACCCCCAGGCCACCCCUCAAAUGUUCCAGGGUGGGGGAAAAGGACCCCCCAGCACCCCCAGGCUCACGACGGGUUUUAUAUGUCAGUGUUAAUAUAUUUUUAUUUAUUUAUUCACCCUCCCCCAGAGUGAGAGCGCGGGUGGGACGGGCAGGGGCGGCUCUGGGGGGGGGGGUUCCCCCUCCUCAUUUCUGCCCCGGGGGGGUUUGGGGGUGACAGGGCAGCUGGGGGUGCUCUGGGUUUGUGCCCCCCUUCCAUCUCCAGCCCUCCCGCGCCCCCCGGGGGGGUUUGGGGCCUUUGGGGGGGUUCGGUGGCCAUUGGGGGGGGGGUUUGGGGCCGCCCCCUCCCCUCGCACUGUGCAAUAGCAGCCCCCGCCCCAGGGGCCUGUAAAUAAAAGCUGCUGCGGUAUUUUC
Molecule: messenger RNA, 5440 nt
Organism: Haemorhous mexicanus (house finch)
Lineage: Eukaryota; Metazoa; Chordata; Aves; Passeriformes; Fringillidae
Gene: DENND4B
Product: DENN domain containing 4B
Biological process (GO): regulation of Rab protein signal transduction
Cellular component (GO): cytoplasmic vesicle
Molecular function (GO): protein binding
Source: RefSeq, a predicted model, not a curated record